AUGUCGAAAGCGUUUACGAUGGUGGUGGCUCUCUGCUUUUUACCGGUGCUGGUUAUGGCGGCUCGUCCGAACAAGAACCCGUUCGUCGUACGAGGUCGUGUCUUUUGCGACACAUGCCUUGCUGGUUUCGAAACUCCCGCAUCUACUUACAUUCCUGGAGCGGUGGUUAGACUGGAAUGCAAAGACAGGAGAACAAUGGAGUUAACAUACACCCACGAGGCGAGAACUGAUUCCACAGGAUCAUACAAGAUCUUGGUUAACGAGGACCACGAAGAUCAGUUUUGUGAUACCAUGUUGGUUAGUAGCUCACAGUUACGCUGCUCCAAUGUCUCCCCUGGCCAUGACCGUGCCCGUGUAACCCUCACCCGUUUUAACGGCAUAGCUUCAGAUGACCGUUUCGCCAACAAUUUGGGAUUUUUGAGGGAUGCAGCACUACCAGGUUGCGCAGAGAUCAUGAAGCUAUACCAAGAAACCGAGGACUAG
This is a messenger RNA of Arabis nemorensis, 483 nucleotides long. NCBI's taxonomy places the organism in Eukaryota, Viridiplantae, Streptophyta, Magnoliopsida, Brassicales, Brassicaceae. The record is from the annotation of a GenBank genome assembly.